UUUGUGACACCUGCCUCUCUGGUUGGCUGGCAGGGAACAUGGCGAGGAAUGCGCACGGAGGAGCCGUCAGUGACCCCCGGCUCUGCUCGCCGAUGGCCGAGGAAGGCGAGGUUCUUGAGAGCGAGCAGCAGGGGCGCCCCGAGGUGUGCAGGGAGGGCAGCCCAAGGUGGGGGCCCCAGCACGCAGGGGCCAAGGAGUUAGCGGAACUUUAUUCUCCAGGAAAAAGAUUCCAGGAAUGGGUCUCUGUGAUCCUCUGCUUCGUUUUGCUCGCCUACAAUUUCCUCAGCCUGAUUCGCUACUUCAGCCUGGACCACACGGCCAGCAUCAUCUUUAGUAUCUUUGCAGGAAUCAUCACUGCGGAUUUCGCCUCUGGGUUGGUCCACUGGGGGGCCGACACCUGGGGGUCUGUGGAGCUGCCAAUCGUUGGAAAAGCAUUUAUCAGACCCUUUCGGGAACAUCACAUCGACCCCACCGCGAUUACGAGGCACGACUUCAUCGAAACCAAUGGAGACAACUGCAUGCUGACCAUCGUCCCGCUGGCGAGCAUGGCGUACAAAUUCACAUUCCUGUCUUCAGAUUUAAUACACAAAACGUACCCGACGGAAUGUUUCGUGUUUGCGCUGGCGAUGUUUGUGACGCUGACAAACCAGAUUCACAAGUGGUCUCACACCUACUUCGGUCUUCCUACCUGGGUGGUCUUCCUCCAAGACUGGCACAUCAUAUUGCCGCGUAAACACCACCGGAUCCAUCACGUGUCCCCGCACGAGACCUAUUUUUGUAUCACAACAGGUUGGCUGAAUUACCCGCUGGAAAAGAUCGGUUUCUGGAGACGCCUAGAGGAGAUCAUCCAGGGAGCUACGGGAGAGAAGCCGCGAUCCGACGACUUGAAAUGGGCUCAGAAAGUGAAAUGAGGCGACGCCAGCCCCACUCCAACCCUGAACGAGAGUUUGCCAACAUUUUAACACAAAAAAAAUCUACGCGAAACCUAAAGCCAUUAGCCAAAUAUACGACUUUUUAUGGAGUAACUGACUUACUAACUGUGCUAACACCCUAGGAACUGGUAACCAAGGACUUUCUCUCCGUAAACGAACAUCAGGAAAGGUCCUCGUGUUCCCGUCUCACCAGAGCGCCGACCGUUCCCUUUGCUGAUGUCCUAGUGACGUUUCACCAACCUGAGCCUCGUGUGACCACCUCACGGGCCAGUCGAGAAGAUUGUACACUGACUUGCACUACGGAAACACAUCGGCGAACUCGAUAAGCAUUUGUUGUAUCAACAUGAAUGAAAUCAAACAUGUCAUGCAGCUAUGAAUCAUUAGAGCAGUUUUGUUUUUCCGUUUA
This is a messenger RNA of Spea bombifrons (plains spadefoot toad), 1338 nucleotides long. It is a transcript of the gene PEDS1, whose product is annotated as plasmanylethanolamine desaturase 1. Lineage: Eukaryota; Metazoa; Chordata; Amphibia; Anura; Pelobatidae. Gene Ontology annotation, molecular function: oxidoreductase activity. The record is from RefSeq and is a predicted model, not a curated record. The transcript has 6 exons. Bases 39 to 911 code for a protein of 290 amino acids.